ACAGCUUAAACUAACAGACUCAAUGUCUGGGCGCUCUUGUCGAGUAUCUCAGACUAUGUCACGUUAUUUGUAGAUGAUUGUAUGGACUGUAGGCUACAAUGCUGUUUUCUCAAAGAAAAAAACUGAGGGGAACCAGUUGGAAUGAGCUACUGUAUCUCUUCGUUCUCUGCUCAGCACAGCAUUCAGCCCAACCUGAGACUAGGCAGGUGAAAGGCAUCGUGGGAAAGUCUCUCUCUUUUCCAGAAAAGGUGUUGAAGUCUGGCACUUUACUUUAUGAAGACCUUGGCAAUAUUGCACAGGUGCACCCUGGUAAACAAUGUAAUACAAACCUUGAGAAGAGAUUUGAAAACCGCCUUCACUGGAACAAUGUUACUGGAUUCUUCACUUUGUCAGACCUACAAAUAGACGAUUCUGGGAUUUACACUGUGGACAAUGCAGAUGAAGAGAUGACCGAUGCAUUUCAGCUGACUGUGUACUUUCUGUCCAAACCUCAAGUGACAGUCCAUGACAGCAGCUCCUGUAGUGUGGUGUGUUCUGUGGAGAACGGGAGAGAUGUGACCUUGUCCUGGUACCGAGGAGAGGAGAAACUCAACCAGACGAGCAGCCCUGACCUCAAUAUCACACUCUCUCUACCUCUCAAGGUGGAUGAACAGAACAGAGAGUCUUACAGAUGUGAGGCUGCCAACCCAGUCAGCAAGGAGACAGCUGUUGUUCCAAAUCCCUGUAUAGAGAGUGAUCCAUCCAAGGUGGCAGAUGGUGAUGAGAGGACUCAAGGUUGUCUUAUUAUUGCUGUAAUCUGCGUUCUGGUUGCUUCAGGUCUUGUUGGACUUGCAAUCUAUCUUAAGAAGAGGAGAAACGGACACUCACAUGCAGGUAUUAAUCUUAUAGGAGGAGCGAAGAGGUAUACCAGAACUGGAUCUGCUUAGAGACAACACUAACCUGAACAUUAGUUUAUUAUACACUCCAGUAACAUCACAUGGCUGCCAGCGAGGAUGUUGACACAGCAUGAAGGAGAGAGAGAACAGCAAGUUACUGAGAGGGUAACAUGAUAAUUCACAUCCAAGAGAAGGUGUUACCUCUUACAGUGGAUGUUGAGACAAAAUUAUAGUAAAUAUUCAUCUGGAAAACUUAAUGGAGGCACAGUUGUUACUGGAGGAAAUUCCCAUUUAACGAUUGUGCUGUUAUCAUUUCAAACUUCCUUUGUUGGUCAUUCUCACAGUCUCUUGUUGAUUUGGGGGCUCGAUGAGAUUCACUGAUGCAGACAAAUUCAAUAACUAUGCCUAGGGUUAUUAGUAGGAUGAUCCCUCUUUUCAAGUGCCCAUUGUCCAAAUGUAUAGGUUAUUAAAACAAAUGGAACCUCUUUUAAUACAAUUAAUUAGUGUACUUACUAUACUACUGCUGUGCCAAAGCUUCUUUUCAGUAUUGUCUGUUCUGUUGUUUAAAUGUAGGUGCCGCCCCUGUAUAUUUUUUUUAUAACUGGUCAUUAUUUAGCUUGCCAGUGGAUAGCAGCUGUGAACAUAAAAAGUAGAUGUUUGGUGAGAAAAAGCCACCUACUCCUCAGCACAAUGGCUAUAAGUGUAAUGGCUUUCGUUGGUGGAAGGACCAAAAUGCAGCAUGGUACGUAUCCAUAAUAUCAUUUAAUCGAGAAUGAAUACAAAAUACAAAAGAACAAGAGAAUAAAUGAAAAUCGAACUAGUACCGAUUGGUACUAACACAUGAAACAAUCACCCACAAAACACAAUAGAAAACAGGCUACCUAAAUAUGGCUCCCAAUCAGAGACAACGACUGACACCUGCCUCUGGUUGAGAACCAUACUAGGCAAAACACAUAGAAAUAUAACAUACAGAACAAAACAAAGAAUGCCCACCCCAACUCACGCCCUGACCAAACUAAAAUAAAGACAUAAAAACGGAACUAAGUUCAGAACGUGACAAUUAGGCUACGUUGGAAACCACCAAAUUCUGUUGAAACAUUUCUGAGUGGUAGAUCUUGAUUUGCUUUUUGACUCAGAAAGUGAUCUUUGGUGACAUUUUACUCUUAUUGCUUUUCACAAAAUGCAGACUUGAUUAAGUGUAGUUCAGAUCUUGCUUUGACAAUAACUGUGUUCAUGCAGUUUGAAUGUACGGUUCAAUGUUUUGUUGUGGACCCCAGGAAGAGUUUUGUGCUCUGAGCCAGUGUACACCAAUUUGUACUCUGAGUCAGUGUACUGUAUAUUGUAAGUGUAGCUUAAAUCAUGUGUCAGCAAAAUGUUCUCUAACCGUUCUAUGCUUUUACAUUUGGACUGUGGUCAUGCAUUAUUGUGCCAAUUUAUGUUUUAUAUAAAAACAUGUCUUGUAAAUUCUUCCAUGCCAAAUAUAAUUUUAAUCACAUUUGGUCAGAAAACAUGAGUGCCUCAUUUAUCAUUCUGUGUAUUUAUGUGAUGUGUUUUUCUACAAUUUUCAGAUUGUGCAAUACAUUUUAACUUCCUGAUUCCUGAUCUUUAGCAUUAUGGUCAGUGUGAAGAACUGUCUUUGGCUCCUCCUAAAACAGAUGUUUCUGCAGCUCACACUGACAACCCCUCCUUCAGUGCACAGUUGUCAGGGUGUUGAACUUUUUCACCAGAAACCAGCAUAUAUGUAUAACUAAUUAAGUGUAUAAAAAAAAUACUUUCCCACAAUCUCUUUCACCUGCUGAGUUUCAGACUGAGCUGAAUGCUGGGCUUCACAGAGUAGAUAGCUUAGAUAUCUCAGUAUCAACACACUUGUCACAAAGUAGAGUAUAUAUUAUAUACGUAAGCUACACCAUUUAGAGUCUGUUUUUUCCAGUUAAGACCCCAAAAACGGCAGUCUUGUUUUGCUCAUGCUGCAACACUUGUCAUGAAACUAACUACAACAUUUUCACCCAUCUCACUUGUCUGCCCAUGAUCUAUUUAAUAAAGCACAUGACCUGUUCCUCAA
Messenger RNA from Salvelinus fontinalis (brook trout), 2937 nucleotides. Its product is annotated as leucine-rich repeats and immunoglobulin-like domains protein 1. The record is from RefSeq and is a predicted model, not a curated record. Bases 99 to 926 code for a protein of 275 amino acids. The transcript has 5 exons. Lineage: Eukaryota; Metazoa; Chordata; Actinopteri; Salmoniformes; Salmonidae.